AUGCGCAAAACACCUAGCAUUGAUCUUCCUGCCUCAAAAGCAAUCAAUGUGAUCAACCAAUUCUGUGCUCGACUUCCCAGCGACUACAUUACCAAUCUGACUCCACGCUGGCAUCUCAAACUGAUCCGUCCACCUGAAAACUGGGAUCCUCCGUCUCAAGGACCGGGUGCUUCCUGUGGUUUCGAAUGGGAAUUAGCCGCGGCAAAGUCAAACGGGUUGCACCAGUGUGUUCUUCGCCUGCCAAUUAACACUUCAAUCAAAGAUGAGAUUCAGGGUGAACCCAUGGCCUGUAAAAAACUUGCCAAAAUGUCUGCCGCACUGAACGCUGUCCGUGCCUUGUACGCAGUCGGCGAAUUGGACUCACGAUGGGAACCAUCCACACGGGAUCCGAUCAGCACUGUCCGGACGAAUCGGGGUGCAAUCGGUUCGGAAAACCGUUUAUCCCGUACCCAAUCCUAUGCUUCCUCUUUGGCAACCGAAUCUGACGCGGAAUCGGAACUGAGCGAAUUGUUGACCACUUGUAAUCCAGACAUUAGUCAGGAUGCGAUCGGAUUGGACGGGUCAAGUCGUUGUCGAAGAUAUUACUACAGAAAAGUAAGUCAAUCACGAUACAACUUUAACAGUUUUGCCAUUUUACUGUUGCUCUCAAAAUCAAAUCGAUGUUGA
Echinostoma caproni is the source of this 666-nucleotide messenger RNA. The record is from the annotation of a GenBank genome assembly. NCBI's taxonomy places the organism in Eukaryota, Metazoa, Platyhelminthes, Trematoda, Plagiorchiida, Echinostomatidae.